AUGGCGUACGCGUCGACGCCAUCGACGGCGUCGUGCUGCGGGCGCGAGGGCGGCUUCGGGAGGCUCGUGAUCGACCCCUGGCCGGGCCUCGGCGAGGAGCCGCACGGGAGCCCCCUGAUGGCCAUCAACGACUGUCGCGCGAACCCGUUCCUCAAUUUGACAAGGAAAUAUGAGUUGGAGAACUGCGCCUUCGUCAACGCGUACGUGCGGGGCUUCGCGCACGUCUUCGUCGUCGCCACGCGCGACAUCGUCGCCGGCCAGGAGCUCCUGAUCGACUACAAGGAGAGCUACUGGAAAGAGCGGGCCGUCAUGGAGCGCUACAUGGGGCCGUUCCGCGCGGCGCACCAGCCCGUGGAGCUCGACCGGCUCCGCGCCGCGCUCGUGCAGCGGCGCGGCGAGUAA
Messenger RNA from Pelagomonas calceolata, 402 nucleotides. NCBI's taxonomy places the organism in Eukaryota, Pelagophyceae, Pelagomonadales, Pelagomonadaceae. The record is from the annotation of a GenBank genome assembly.